UCUGUCCCUUACUAUUUGAGUCCCUGUUGUCUCAUUGGCGGCUUUCUGAGCAGCUGCAAAAUGUUUUUAACUUGAAGUGGAAGUUGGGGUCACCGGUGUCGCCAGGCCUGAACAGUCACUCUCAGUAAGGGCUCUUUCAACUCUGACAUUGACUAGCUCACGGACUCGGCACCACAGUCCUCUGCCUGGUCGUCCUUCUUUGCGACUCGUCUUCCCCAGUAGCCUCGCAACCGCAGCUCGGCGGCAGGGGUCUUGAGAGGGACCAGAGGUGCUCACACGCGCUCAGGGGGCGGCGGCAGCGCCGCCCACCCCGGAGGAUCAUGCUGCGAGGCAAGUCCCGGCUCAACGUGGAGUGGCUGGGCUACUCGCCAGGCCUGCUCCUGGAGCGCAGACAGCUCCUGGCAGGGCGCGCGCCUCGGAGCCCCGGCCGAAAUGAAAGUUCAUUAGCAUCUACCCUGAAGACGCUCCUGUUCUUCACAGCUUUAAUGAUCACUGUACCUAUUGGGUUGUAUUUCACGACUAAAUCUUAUGUUUUUGAAGGCGCCUUUGGGAUGUCCAAUAGGGACAGCUAUUUUUAUGCUGCUAUUGUUGCGGUGAUCGCCGUCCACGUGGUGUUGGCCCUCUUUGUUUAUGUGGCCUGGAAUGAAGGCUCACGACAGUGGCGUGAAGGCAAACAGGAUUAAAUUGAACAUCACCUUUUGAUAGCAUUAAAUUGAUUUUUAAAAAUGGUAAAUGCGUCUGGGAUAUUGAUGAUUUCAAUAAAGUUGAGAACAUGUUAAAAAUCAAUCUGAAGGAGUCACAUUUGACUAGUGUAAAUUUUGAUCCUUCUAAUACAAUGAUUUGUCAUCAGUUUUAACUGUAUGAACCUCUCAUCUGCAAAUGAGAAUUUGAAAAAGUUAAGUUGGUCACAAGUAAGUAUGUUAACUUAAUGACACAUUCUGGGAAGAAUUUGAUUAUCUCACUACCAAAAAUGUUUUAUAGCAUUUUGUCUUUUGGUUGGUUUUAAGUUUCACUCCUCUGGAUACAUUAAGAUGUACACACUGUUCUUCACUGGAACCCUUUCCCUGACUAUCGUGAAAGUCUGUGUCAUCGGAUUUUAGGUUGUAAAUUCCUAUGCAGAAUUGCUUGAAUUGUGGAUUUUGGACUUAAUCUGAAUGUCAGUGAGAAAUUUUGUGUAAAGCGUAAUCUGUAGUCAAUAGGAAUCUUUCAUUACAUUAUUUCACGGGGGAAACUAGGCUGAAUCACAUCCAUUCAUGGAAAAGGACUGGCUUUCUGAUGAUCUAGGCAGCAAAGCAAAGGUAGCUACCUGGGUACUCAGCCUUUGCCGGCUAGCCUGUGCUUUCAGACUAACUUUUUAAUGAUCUGCUUUGCUGUGUCGUUCAACAAUGAAGCUAUGCUUUAAUUACAAGUUUUGUGUAAACUCCCUUUCAAUUAGUUUCUCCUACUUUUUAAUAAUGUAUAUGGUACGAAUUUAUGUUUAAGUGUAUUUAUUUUCACGUAGUUAGGAAGUGUAAACAAUCCUGAGAAUAGAUUAUUUUUAUCAUCCACGAAGUAUUCUUGGGAUCGCUAGUCAGGUCUUUAUUUUUUUUAGAGUAAGAGCACACAUGUGAACAUGUACGUGAGUGGGGAAGGGGCAGAAAGGGAGAGAGAAUGCCCAGUAGGCUCCAAAGCUCAGCGCAAAGCCCGACAUGGGGCUCCAUCCCCCAACCCUGAAAUCAUGACCUGAGCCGAAAUCAAGAGAUGGAUGCUCAACCGACUGUGCCACCCAGGCACCCCUAGUCAGUCUUUCUUAAUCAGAGCUGUUAUAUCCCAGAUAUAUAUUGUUAGAUAAUCCUGAGGUCCUAUCUGAUAGAAAAAGACCCUGUGGUUUUACUUCACUAUCCUUAGUCUAUUCUCUCCAGCUACUUAGCACUACUUGUGUGUAGUCUAAAAACACACCUGGAAAAAUGAAUAGUGAAACAGAGAAUUUAAAUUCCCUGUGAUGGUACCACCCGGACAUAACCACUAGUUUGGUUUACACCCUGUGUGCAUUUCCUAAUGCUAGUUCAAUACACUGAACUUUUGGUUUAAGUUCAAAUUCUGCCUGUGCUACCUGACAGCUAUUUGUGUUUUUUCAGAUGAAUGAUUAUUGGCCAUUUUCUUAAAAAAAGUAAAUUCUACCUUUACUCUUUUUACUAGAUCUCUCGUUCAAAUUUCCUGUUAUUAGUAACCCCUAAUACAAUGGCCCUUGCUGUUUUUAGCAUUACUGAUUUGUCUGUUCACCCCAGUUUGAUGUGGAACUGGACUAAAGGAAUAGGGAGAUGAUUAGGCAUAAAAGCUAAAUAGGCACUGUAUUUAAUUGUUGAGAAAAAGGAUUAUUGUAGGACUAUUUUUUAUUGCUUAUAGUUAAAUAUUGUCUACACUUUAAGCGUCUUUAAGCAGUUAUUCUAAAUGUAAAGUGUUUUCUUAAAGACCACAGUUUUCAUGUAAAAUUGUACAAAUUUAAUAUAAAAUUGUAGAAUAUCCCAGUUUGAGUCUGGGGUACUAUGUGGUAGAUUUCUAAAUGGUCAUCCCUUCUUUAGAUGCCUCAACAGAAUUGUUGUCCACCUAGUUUCUUUUCUAUAACGCCAAGGUUUUAUACUUUGGGGAUCUUAUGCUAUUUGUAAAAUAUUAAUGUCCAGUGUUAGAUGAUUUUGUUUUCAGAUGUUUGCUGAGUAGAAAAUGAUAUGGAUGUUUUUCUUCAAGUAUUUAAACCUGGGAUUCAUGCAAAAGCAGUUGUAAUUUCCUCUUGGAAAAAGUACCAAGUGUUUGGAAGUUAGAAUUGGAUGCUAGGGUUGAUAUUUAGGAUUGUUACAAUAUAGACUUGCUUUCAAACCAGUUGAGUUUUUCCUGGGGUUUUAACUGUUAACUUACUACUUUGCUGCUCUUGAAAUAACAUGUGGUAUUUGACCUAAGAUUUAUUUUUCAAGAUGUCUCAUGGGUUUCCUCUUGCACAAUGUACAUACUUCAGGAUGUAUAGAAAGGAAAGCUACAAUUGAGCCCUUGUAAAUGUUUUAAGAUAGGAAUAUGUUCACUAUCGUUCCAAAAUGGAUUGUAAGAAUAACCUCAAUUAGGAAGCGUAACUUGAAGUGUCAGCACAAACUACUGAUAAACACAUUAUCUUCCUCACCUCGCUUCCCAUUUUGCACCCCCCCCCAGAAUAUAAUCAUUCCUUCCCCAUUAUGCUAAAAAAUGAAGUGUGUUGUAGAAUGUAUCUGAUGUAAUUCUCUCUUCAAGUGGAUAGAUAGCAUUUUACAUGUAACAGCAGAAUUCAGUUUUGAGUUGUUACUGAAGGAAUUUAAACAUCCAUUAAAAAAGACCUCCUGUUUCAUGGAAAUCUUACAAAUGCAUUGUAAUAAUUAGACUGUUUUCAUCCUAAAAAUCUUAGCAUCUUUGCCAAAAGAGGCAACUGAUUGACUUGUUUGAUGUUUGCCAUUUUCAUAUAAAUUUUAUAUAUCCAUCUAGAGUACCCAAGAAGACCAGUAAAAACAGUUAAAUAAGAUGUACCCAAGGAAAGAUAAUAGCCAAGGGUACAUGAAAUAAAGGAUUUAAAUCCUGAUUUAAAAAUCUUGUGUGUUUUUCUCAUCUCUAGACAAGUUCAUGUUUACUGUUUUAUUUAUGACCCAGUGAAGUUGUAGAGCAUUGUUGGGCCCAGUUUAUAAAUGGUUCAAAAAUACCACGCAAUUUGUCACUUGUCUUACUUAGGUCAGCAGCAGAUUUUCUCUGCUGUCAAGCGAUCUGUGUCCUCCAACAGAGUGGUACAACUUUAUUAGUUCAGACUCUACUCUUACAUUUAAGAUAAGUUUUGCGAGAGCUGGGAUGAAGCAACACGUUAAUAACUUGACAAGAUUUCUUUCUUCUUUUUUGCAGAGGGAAAGGGUCACCUGAGAAAAUAAAUUAUUUUCAGGGACGUUGGGAAUCUAAUGGUAACUAUUACGUGUAAUUUAUGAAUAGUUGAAUCCUUUAUAUAUUCAUUAAAAUAGUCUGGAAUUCCUGAACUUAUCAUCACUCCUGGCCACACUUUCCUAUUUCAUUGCUACAUAUAUUCAAGAGUAGUAUCUGCUUUCUUUUUUUUAAGAUGUUCUAUAAGUCAUAUUUGUCAGUCACACAGAUUCGUCUUCCUUUUUCUCAAGUUCAGUGAAAUCUCACUGAAUGGGAAUAAUAGCAAUAGCUAACAACAUCUGCACAGCACCUUACAGUUUGCAAAGAACGUUCACAUCUUCUUGUUUGAGUUUUGCAUAGUGAACCUGUUAUGAGAUGUCUUUUGACAUCCUUGCUGAAGAUGUUAGAAUCUUUAACUCAGUAGAGUCAUUGAAUGUGCUGUAGUCUUUGAAUAUAGUGCCCUGACUAGGGGCAGAGUUUAGAUGCACUAUUUUGAAAGGUGUGUGUAAUUACUGAAAUGGGGGGCUUGAGUUCUUUAGCCACUUGAAUCAGAUUUACUUUUGUAAGUGAUACUUUUCUAACUGCUACUUGGGUGGAUUUUGUAUCCAUUAUAUUCCAGCCUGUAUUUGUAUAAAUUUACCAUCUGUUGUCAUUAAAAAAGUGUUUGUAAUGCCA
Messenger RNA from Felis catus (domestic cat), 4575 nucleotides. RefSeq names its product vacuolar ATPase assembly factor VMA21 (gene VMA21). Gene Ontology annotation, biological process: vacuolar proton-transporting V-type ATPase complex assembly. Gene Ontology annotation, cellular component: endoplasmic reticulum membrane. The transcript is spliced from 4 exons. The record is from RefSeq and is a predicted model, not a curated record. Bases 321 to 683 code for a protein of 120 amino acids. NCBI's taxonomy places the organism in Eukaryota, Metazoa, Chordata, Mammalia, Carnivora, Felidae.